CACAGCCAACAACACCACUCAAACUCCUCCUCCUCUCUUUUCUCCUCGAUCUAUUUGUAACAUAAUCAAUCAAACUCCUUCGAUUCAAUGGCGGUUGAUUCUUCGCUCCCUUCACCUCUAGGACCGCCGGCCUGCGAGAAGGACGCCAAGGCCUUGCACUUUAUCGAACAGACGACUCGGAACGCCGCCGCCGUCCAGGAGAAUGUCUUGGCCCAGAUUUUGAGCCGGAACGCCGAGACUGAGUACCUCCGUCGCCACAAACUCGGCGGCGCCACUGACCGGAAAUCGUUCAGAUCCAAGGUUCCGGUGAUCACCUACGAGGAUCUCCAGCCGGAGAUCCAAAGGAUUGCCAAUGGAGACCGCUCUCCCAUUCUCUCCUCUCAUCCAAUUUCCGAGUUCCUCACCAGCUCUGGUACUUCAGCGGGUGAGAGGAAGCUGAUGCCAACAAUUCAAGAGGAGUUGGAUCGUCGUCAAUCUCUCUACAAUCUCCUCAUGCCAGUCAUGAAUCUCUGUGUGCCUGGUUUGAACAAAGGCAAGGGCUUAUACUUUCUGUUUGUCAAGUCGGAAACAAAGACGCCGGGCGGACUCUUGGCCCGACCCGUUUUGACCAGCUACUACAAAAGCGAGCAUUUCAAGACCCGCCCUUACGAUCCGUACAAUGUCUACACCAGCCCCAACGAGGCCAUCCUCUGCCCCGAUUCGUUUCAAUCCAUGUACACCCAAAUGCUCUGCGGCCUCCUCGACCGCCACCAAGUCCUCCGCCUCGGCGCCGUUUUCGCCUCCGGUCUCCUCCGUGCCAUCCGCUUCCUCCAGCUCAACUGGCAGCAGCUCGCCGCCGACAUCCGAAGGGGAACUCUCAGCUCCAAAAUCACCGACCCGGACCUGAAGAACUGCAUGGAGAAGAUUCUGAAACCAAACCAGGAACUCGCCGAGUUCGUCACCGAACAAUGCGGGGAGGAAAAUUGGGAGGGGAUCAUAACCAGGAUUUGGCCCAACACUAAGUACCUUGACGUCAUCGUCACCGGAGCUAUGGCGCAGUAUAUUCCAACCUUGGAUUACUACAGCGGCGGGUUGCCGAUGGCCUGCACCAUGUACGCUUCGUCGGAGUGUUAUUUCGGACUCAACCUCAACCCGAUGUGUAAACCCUCGGAGGUUUCGUACACGAUCAUGCCCAACAUGGCCUACUUCGAGUUCCUUCCUUAUGAACCAAACUCAAUGAGCCUUGACCCGACAAGGCUCGUCGACCUGGUCGACGUGCAGGUCGGAAAAGAGUACGAGCUCGUCAUCACCACCUACGCCGGGCUCUACCGCUACCGCGUCGGCGACAUUUUAAGAGUCACGGGGUUCCACAACUCGGCGCCGCAGUUCCAUUUCGUGCGCCGCAAGAAUGUCCUCCUCAGCAUUGACUCCGACAAGACUGACGAGGCCGAGCUCCAGCUCGCCGUCGACAACGCCACCAAGCUCGUCCUCGAGAGUCUCAACGCCAGCGUCGUCGAGUACACUAGCUUUGCAGACACCAAGACCAUCCCCGGCCACUACGUCAUAUACUGGGAGCUACUAGUCAAGGACUCGGCCGAGCCGCCCAGCUCGGAAGCGCUAGCGCAGUGCUGUUUGGCGAUGGAGGAAUCGUUGAACUCGGUUUACCGGCAGUGCCGGGUGGCGGACAACUCGAUCGGGCCGUUGGAGAUACGAGUGGUGAAGAGUGGGACGUUUGAGGAGUUGAUGGACUACGCGAUCUCUCGAGGCGCGUCAAUUAACCAGUACAAGGUGCCGCGGUGUGUGAAUUUUACCCCGAUUAUGGAGUUACUGGACUCCAGGGUGGUUUCCAAGCAUUUUAGCCCUUCUUUACCGCAUUGGACCCCUGCAAGGAGGCGGUAAAACAAUUUGGCAUGUCGAGGUGAAAAAGACUUUGUGGUCCUAAAAGUAGCGUAAAAUGUAAUGCAUGUAAUAAGAUUUUGGAUAUUUUUUUGGGUAGAUUUGUUGUUAUGAAAAAGUGCAAGUUGGAUUAGGACGUUGCAGGGUCAGGUUUUGUAUUCUGCUUCGAUUUAUUAGCGUUGUGGAAAAGAAUGUCCAACUUCUGGAGAUGUAAACAUGUCCAAGUGGUCUUCUUUGUAGUCACACAUUUUUGAAUUAUUUGAUUUAGUCAUUUAACUAAAAUACAUUAUUAAUGA
This is a messenger RNA of Argentina anserina (silverweed cinquefoil), 2171 nucleotides long. Its product is annotated as probable indole-3-acetic acid-amido synthetase GH3.1. Lineage: Eukaryota; Viridiplantae; Streptophyta; Magnoliopsida; Rosales; Rosaceae. The record is from RefSeq and is a predicted model, not a curated record. The transcript has 3 exons. Gene Ontology annotation, cellular component: cytoplasm. Gene Ontology annotation, molecular function: acid-amino acid ligase activity. Bases 88 to 1878 code for a protein of 596 amino acids.